UCCUGUACCAGACUCGCAUGCAGCUUUCUGGGGGUUCUCAGAUUCCUGUAUGGUAGUCGCCAAGGACUCAUCAUUACAAGGAGCAGCCCCCAUGGCAAGCAGGCAGUAUGGUCCAGGAGACUGGACUGGCACUCAGAAGACAUUAGUUCUCUUUCCAGCUCUGGAAGCCCUUAACUAACCAUGAUGGGGACUGGCUCCAAGAAAAACCCAGAGCCUGUGGUGGCUCCGGAGCCUGUCAGCACUGUGAUUCCUGUGGGCUCCCUGGAGAACGUGACCAACACCACGAGCCUGAGUGACAGCAAGGAGGACCUAUUUGCCAAGCUGAAGGCCAAGUUCAUGAAUGAGCUGAACAAGAUUCCCCUGCCUCCCUGGGCCCUGAUUGCCAUCGCUGUGGUAGGCGGCCUGCUCCUCCUCACCUGCUGCUUCUGCAUCUGCAAAAAAUGUUGCUGCAAGAAGAAGAAGAACAAGAAGGAGAAGGGCAAAGGGAUGAAGAAUGCCAUGAACAUGAAAGACAUGAAAUCAGGAAACCAGAACAAACAGGAGGACGAUGACGCGGAGAUGGGCCUGACGGAGGGAGAAGGCGAGGAGGAAGAGAAGGAGCCAGAGAACCUGGGCAAGCUGCAGUUCUCGCUGGACUAUGAUUUCCAGGCUAACCAGCUGACGGUGGGCAUUCUCCAAGCGGCUGAGCUCCCGGCGUUAGAUAUGGGCGGCACCUCAGACCCGUAUGUCAAAGUCUUCUUGCUCCCGGACAAGAAGAAGAAAUACGAGACCAAAGUGCAGAAGAAGACCCUCAACCCGGCCUUCAAUGAGACCUUCGUCUUCAAGGUUCCCUACCAAGAACUGGGCGGGAAAACCUUGGUGAUGGCCAUCUAUGACUUUGAUCGCUUCUCCAAGCAUGACAUCAUUGGGGAGGUCAAGGUACCCAUGAACACAGUGGACCUGGGCCAGCCCAUUGAGGAAUGGAGAGACCUGCAGGGCGGCGAGAAGGAGGAGCCAGAGAAGCUGGGAGAUAUCUGCAUCUCGCUACGGUACGUGCCCACCGCCGGGAAACUCACCGUCUGCAUCCUGGAAGCCAAGAACCUGAAAAAGAUGGACGUUGGGGGUCUCUCAGAUCCCUAUGUGAAGAUCCACCUGAUGCAGAAUGGCAAGAGGCUGAAGAAGAAGAAGACCACUGUGAAGAAGAAGACCCUGAACCCUUACUUCAAUGAGUCCUUCAGCUUCGAGAUCCCCUUUGAGCAGAUACAGAAAGUGCAGGUGGUGAUCACCGUCCUGGAUUACGACAAGCUGGGGAAGAACGAAGCCAUCGGCAAAGUAUUUGUUGGUUCCAAAGCCAGUGGCACGGAGCUGCGGCAUUGGUCCGACAUGCUGGCUAACCCCAGGCGGCCCAUCGCCCAGUGGCACUCCCUGAAGCCGGAAGAAGAGGUGGACGCAUCGCUCGGGAAGAACAAAUAGGAAGCUCCAUAGCCCAGCAUUACCUACGGACAUUCUAAGCGCCCCAGAGCUAUCAAUACCUCAGUUAUGUAACCUUUGGUUUUUGCUUCCAUUUUGUUUUAAGCUGCACUACCCUUUGGUGACUGUGGAAGGGUUUCCAGGCAGUUCUGAGCACUGUCAGGGGAAAUGGUUAAAGACAGGGAUGGUUCUUUUCAUUCUGCAAAGUCGCUUCCUUCCGCUGCAUGUCUCAUCGUUUCUACAUGCUGUUCUUUGAAAGCGUAAAGCCAGCUUCUGCCGUGGGUCCCAGAGGCGCUAGGCCGUGGCAGAGCAUCGUCUUCCUUUCUCUUCAGUUUUACACUGGGACUUUCAAACAUUGUGCUAAGGUGACAGCUGAGCCUGAAAAUGUGAGUUGACCAGAUACACUGUGCUUGCUUUGGGGAUACGUACAGCUGGACUAGGCGGAUCAGUGGAGAAGAGCUGUAAUGAACAUCUGGGCACCUUCGUGUGACUGCUUUGACUCCCAUCAGCCACCCAGAGAAGCGAGAGAGCAGCCUCGUUGGGACUGGAACGUCCAAGGCUCCAUUGAACAUCUUAAGGUUUAAUUUCUUCUGGUGCGACAGGUGCAUUGCUGGGCAUACAGACCCUGAGCUAGGUAGGGUAUUGAACCUUGCAGCCCCCCGUGUGAUUGCCAAAGAAGGGGUGCGGUUAUACUGUGGGUGCAUGUCUUUGAUAACUGAAUGUUCACAAUUCCAAUCUCAGUGCAGGACAGAGCACAAGAGAGUCUUGGUUUUGAAAAACAGCAUCAUGGGAUAUUUAUGCAAACGACCACUGCGAGGCAGGCUUACAGUAGCAGGUGGACUUGAGACGGGCCCACCCAAUCAGGUAGAAUCGAGGUUGAUUUACCAAAAUGAUUGCUUAAAGCCAUCCAUGUAGGCUAAACGACGUCUUAAACGCAAGCAGCUUUGGGAGGAUUUGCAUACAUGUCCCAUCACGCGUUGCACUACUGUACAUCUUCUGAAGAUGCAUGACCUAAAAGUGUCCAGAGCCAGAUACGUCCAAGAGGAGGGUUUAAAGUACAAGGUCUUCAGAACUCAAAUUGCGAGGCUGGAGCUGGAGUGUUAGUGAGGCAGGUGCAAAUCCCUCCCAGUGUGUCCACCUAUAUGGCUGCAUGUGAGCCAUGCAGUGAGCUGCUCAAAUGUGGCGAUGGAGCUGCGAUGUGACGAGAGAGCUCACUCUAGCCUUCCGGUUGAAGCUGUUCCACUUUAAUUAACUGUUAUUGGGGCCCAGCAAAGUCAGAAGCUGCCUCUAGCUCAGGGGUCUGGGCCAGCCCCUGAGAUGUUGGACAUGCUGGGUUAGUUCCUGCCUCUGCUUGCUGAGAGGAAGAGUCGGUUACAUGCUCUUACCCUUGUCCUUGCCCGUUGACACUAGGCCACUUUCAGUAAGUAUGAGGUGGGCCCACCCAAGGGUUAGGAUCGCGCUAUGGUCCAGUGGUUAGGGUACUUGCCUGGGUUGUGGGUGAGCCUAGUGCCAGUCUCCCCUUGGCCCCCUAAGAAGAGGUUUGAACAGGGAUUUCCUCUCUCCCAGGUGACUGGGGGUGGGGGGUGGGGUGUCUUUGUUUAAAUCCCAUCUCCUUUGCAGGAGCCAUUGUCUUCAUGGGAGAAGGAGGAGGUUUAAACAGGAAUCUCCCACCUCUUUGGGAGUGGGGUGGGGGUCAGUCUCUGGCAUGUGGGCCAAUUACUAUGUAAUCAAAAGUAAAACCAGACCUGGUCCCUCUGUGUCAGAAGGCAGCCUCAAACCAAGAUUGCCUAGAUCCUAGCUGCAGAGCAUAACCAGAAGGCUACAAGAGAACUCAUGACAGGUAGGUCAUAAUCUCCCCUGGUGAAGUUGUUGCACUUUAUAGUUUUAAUUAAUUCACUAGGUAUUGGGCUAUUGGGCUACUCAGAGACACAAGGGAGCUGUAUUGGAGUCCCCUGCUAGCCCUGUGGUUAGGUGAUUUACCAGGCAGGGUCAGGAUGGAAGUUUGCUAGAGUGCCCACUGAGUGCUGUGGAGGCAGUGAGCAUCUCAAACCAGGGGGGUUGCUUUAGAGAAUGUCGUCUGUGCCCAAAACACCGUUGCCUCAUAGAAAUGUUGUGGCUAUAAACUCUGCCAGUGGGGAGUAGGGCACUGGGACCAGGCUCUCCCACACUCCUGCUUGGGUCCUGCCCCAAGCCACCGGGCCAGAGAGCAUUGCCUAGCUGAGCACUGUCAAUCUCUCCCAUUGACACUGGGCCAGAGACCCAGCCCAAGCAGUUGACUUUCUAGCCCAGUAGUAGUGGCCCUCAGCUGGGCUGUAUGAGAGUCAGGUUUAAGUCCCUACCUAGCUAUAUGUGUAUGAACUUGUCUAGACUGCCUGAGCCUGGACAGCAUUCUUACAUGGGAGCGUGUGCCUGCAGGGCUUUGCUUCCUGGCAUAAACCAGACCAUGCCCCCAUCUUUUCACACUUGACAGCACCACCCCUCCAACAGAGGCCGGGACGCUCCAGCAAAAGCUGCCAUCAAAUCUGAGUCAGCCUCAAACGUGGCUCUCCCACAGUCCAGGGCCAAGCCUAACCCUAGGGGAAGCCAGGCCUUGAGGCUCUGGUGCUCACGCUCUUCCCUCUUGAAGUGGUCCCAUGUCAUAGUGUUAACUAGGCAUUGGGCUGAGAGAGGAAAAAGGGCAUUUGGGCCUGUCUCAGGGCCUAGAGUUGCUAUAAAGUCUGGGGCAGUGGGGAGUUGUGGGCUAAUAGGAAGCCUGGUAAAUGCCAGCCAAGAGCAUACCCAGGGUGAGAGCCAGUGUCUGGCUUCACCAUGAAACCCCUUGAGCUAAUCUCGGUCACUGAAGCCCAUGGGGUGGGUGAGUAGCUGGCUGGGGGUGGGGGGGGGGGAUGCUUUCUCUCACCUCCUUCCAGGAUCAUACACAGCUAAGAGGGGAAGCACGUCGGCUAAGAGAGAGAGUCUGAAUCCAUUCCAAACAAGGACCAAAAGGUGCCUCAAAGGCCACGAUAACUGCUGCUUACCACAAGGCCGGCUCGCUGAUGAACCCAGUCCAGUUCCUUUGCCUCUCCAGAUAUAGGCCAUAUUCCCCCUCUUCCCCAAAGAGCAGUGAAUGUCUUGAGCCCCCAGCCCCCUUUUCAGGAGCCAGGACUGGACCUGAUAUGGAAACAGGCUCACAUCAUGUCCCCCACUACAGCGGUUCCUGAGGUAACAAGAAGAAACCCACCAGUCCGUCCUAGUUCGGUCCAUUCUGUACUGGAGUAGACCAAGCAAGCCAGUUUCCCAUUUACUGUCUCUAAGAGGCCUUCAGUGUUAGUGGCUUUGCUUUGGUUGAACCAGUGCAUUGGCUAAUAGCAUCUGAUGGGCAUCCACGCACUGGUUUCCUUUUCUUCUGUGAGUCCAGUCCUGUUUUAGUCUGGACCUUUUGCAUAAUAUCCCUCAAAGGACCUUGCUGCAGCCCCGUGACAGCCAGCUCUGGAGUAUCCCUGCCAAUCUCCCUGAUUACCAGCUAUGUUUUCCUGGCAAUGUGGCUUGGCCUAUGGAAGUGUCUUCCCAGGGAAGGUUGUGACUAGCCACACCGCUAGCAAGCUUCCUAGAGGGACUGCUCCUGCCUUGGCCUCUACCCUGGCUUUCCAGCCCCACAGCUUGUGGUGUAGAGAAGCAGACUACAGCACCACCCAGCUGCUGAAAUGGUAUUUUUGUGAGUAGGAAGAGCGUGAGGAGAGCAAGAGUCAUACGCCUUGGUGGGGCCAGGGGCACGGCGUCUGGAACACCUCACAGGAGGUGGAAUUCACCAAUGCCCAGAGAGUCUAGGUUGUGGGGAGAGGGGUGGUCAGUUUUACACCCCUAGUACAAUUGGAGAAUGUUUCACUCCCAACCCCCUCUCCAUCCUACCCUUUCCCUCUGACAAUUAUUGAUCCUUUAUUUGUACACUGCACCUCCCCCCAAAGUCCUGCUGGAGCUUCAAUAUUUAAUCAGCAGGAGAGCUCCAUGCACCCAUGAGCCUGGCAGUCCUACGAACUGUAACUAAGUUUGUUCCAGUUCUAAGAGCCAGCAGGCUGUGGAGGGUGCCUGGGGACCGCUGUAGGAGGGAGCCCUCUGUACAUGAGCUUUAAACACAAGCCGGCCUCACUGCUGAUCGUACAUCCUGCUGCACAACGGCAAAGGCCAGGAGGUCCAAGGAGCAGAGGCAGCGAUUCCCCACAGCAGAGUGUCUAAGUGCUGCACCCAACUGCCUCAGAGCUCCUGCUGCCUUGGUGUGAUGGGAAAGUGAGCAAAGCAGCCCUCAGCCGGUUAAAGCAUGGUCUAAGGAGUGUUUCUCUUUCUGAAAGGGGAGGGUGCAUCUGCCUGUGCUAGACACAGAUCUACCACCAGCUCCAGUCGAUAAGCAGAGCUGGUCCAAGAAAGUGAAAGGUUAAUGGGAGUUUUAUGAACCAAGGUGACAUAAACACACCAGAGCUCUGUGAUUGUGACACAAGCAGAUUACUUUAUUUACUCGUGAGAGUAAACCCAACAGGCUCUGCUUUCACACCAGGCCUUGGUCUAUUGCCCCAUCCUACAUACUUCUAUUGGUGAUGUCCUUAAAUCAGCCUCUAAUACUGUGGCCAACCACUGCCUGCCUAGCGUUCAGUUUAUUAUUACAGAGAAUACUAAAGGUGGACUGGGGGGAGCAGGAAAGAAUAAUUGGGUGAGCAGAAUGUAAGUUCAACACACCCGGCUUAGGACUGGCAUAGGGCACAAUUGCUGGGUGGGGGGACACCACCAACCCUCUCGCCCUCCCAUUUUGCUCCCUGUUCCACUGGCCUCUGUCAGGCAUGAACUCCUCUGCCGUGAACAACGCACCCCCUCAAUCGAGUCCUGCGCUAUUGAAUUUGGCACAUUUUUAACUUGGAAUGUUUUAAGGGGGGGCAGGAGGAGAGGGUGGGAACUGUGACUUAAUACUUUUUUUUUAAAAAGGGAAAAAGCUCUCCCCCCCACCAAACAUACUCAAGCCAUCUGAGCCUCAUCCAAAAUCCCUUCUUGUAUAUGUAGUUAAAUAACUAUAGCUAGCUACGAACAGCCAACAAUGCAUGAGAGAUAACCACUAUGUAAAUAGCAGCAUGGUUAGAGCAGAAUCCAUACACUUUGUUACACCUCAGCCAUUGGGCAGGACACACCCAGGAUGCAGAGUUAUUUUUAAAAUGUGGCGUGAGGGGAUUUAUUUUACCCAAGAGGACAGAGCAAGAUCUAUAAAAAAAAAAACCCAACCUUUAUUGCCCAAGUCAGUAGGCUCAACAAUAUCCAUUUAUUUUCAAUUAAAAAAAAAACAAUUAAAAAUAAGGAACAAAGCAUGCCUGAUCCAUUCACAAAUAUUUGAGGGGUAAAUAAGCCAGUAUGGGGGAUAAUUUCAUGUGUGUCUUGUAAUCUAUACAUGCAAAACUGUAUCUUGUUGAAUUUAUGCCAUGUCCAGGUAGCAGCAACAUUGUGGCUUUGGUGUCCCGUCCUGUGUUGAUGCAUUUUACUGUCAAAGCAAACUUAGAAGCCAUAUUAGACCACGGCCUGCCAGGAUCCUCGAGUGGGAUGGGCCGAUAGGUGAUCCUCUGUGCCCUCCUGGCCCCUCUUGGUAAUGUCUCUCCCUGUGUUUUGUUAAGGAUCUCCCAAAUCCUCAUCCUGGGGGAGGGCUGGCUCAGGACGCUAGCCUUUGCCGUGGCCUUGAGGUUAGUCCUCACCAUGGCUUGCAGGUACAGCCAAGCUGGAGCCCCGUACAGCUGGGUUUGGAAUGGCACAGUUUGAAGCGCUGGGAUCCCUUUGUUACACGCCGGGAGCAAAUGCUGGAGCUCCUUCGGCAGACAAGCAUGGCCUGAGCUCGAUGCUAGUCGUCUCCAGUCAGAUGCAGCCCAAGGCCUGUUCAUUGUGGCAUGAGCUUCUUCAGUGGACAGCUAGCCGAGAGAAUCUGAUACAUUACUGGCCACCUGCGACUGGGAUCGGGCCUGCUAUUGCUCCUGACACAGCCUGGCCCUGGCUCUCCAACCAGGGGCAUUGGGGCAAUUGAGCAGAGUUUGGACUCUGUGUCCGAGCAGGGAUGGGCAGGGCGACCCCUCUCUGGAUCAAGUGCAGCCCCUGGACAGCAGGGCCGCAUGGGGAUAGAGACUGCUCAAGUUCUUGCCAUUGGUGGGGCUAAGCUGUAACAUUUAAACCAGCUCUCGAGUCCCCUUCCCCGCCCCCAGGGAGACAGGAGUAGGUUGCAACCACACAGCUGCUGCUGGCUGUUCCGGGGACCUGUCAGCCCCGCUCGCAGCAGGGAGCACUGUUAGCCAUUGGGACAGAGGAGCCAGGAUCCUGGGGCAUUAAGAGGCUUCCACCCAGACUGGACAUUCCCCUAAGAGGGAUGCUCUGUCUCGUGCUAUGCAGGAGCUUAGAGGAGAAGAGCAUAAUGUCCCCCUGUGCCCCUCACCCCCAUGGAUGUGUGCGCCCAUUGCAGCCCCCAGGGCUGGGGUGCAGAGAAUCCAACCCCACCCCUCUGAAGCGGCUCAUGGGAGAUGUGGCUAAAGCUGCAGCAAUGGGGGGAAGGUCGCUGGGCAGGUAAGAGGGGGAAGGAGGGCUGCUGCUGCUGCAGCACAGGUGAACCAGGGGGGACGAGGCUGCAGCAGGAGAAGGACUGACCUGGUCCUCGGCCCUGGAGUGAGCCCAGCAGGGGACGCAGGGCUGGAUGGCCCUGCCCUGCAUGCUGCGACUGGCCUGGGUCUUGGGAUCAAGCAGCAGGGGAGGGAGCUGUAGGCAAGAGGAAGCCAGCUCACCCUGGGGAGGGAGUGGGGGCCAUCUCAGGCAUUCAUGCCCUGCAUGCAUGGCUGCAACAAGCUGGGAAAUUCCUGCUGGCAACGGGUACAUCCUACUCCAGUGUCUGUUCUCCCCUUCCCCCCUGCCCCCUCCGAGCACAGGCCCAUGGGUAACAGGCACCAGGACUCUGCUCUGCUGCCUUGGGGAAGGAAAAGGAUCUCAGCCUUCAACAUGGAUAUUCAAGCACCAGGCUGGGCCAGGGCGGGGUGCUGCCUUCCCGACCCCUCCUUCUACUCUCCUCCCCCUGAGGGGUCUGUAUACACCCCCCCCUUGAGAUCUCCCCAAUCUCAACCCCCCAGCAUCUCCCCCAGUGCACCCGUCUCUGCAGCACUGAACUCCAGCAGGAAACUGCUUUUAACACCAACCCCUCCCUCCUUGUGUGGACUCUGUUGUUUCUGUCUCUAUUGUCAAACUGUUAUUUUGUAACACUGUCUGUCUCCUUAUUAAAGAAAUGAGCUAAAAGCAGCAACUGGGCGUCCCUGUUGUGUUAGCACGUCUGGGACCCAGGUACCCACAGGGCUGCUACCACCUGGAGCAAUGAGGAGCAGCCUCAGCCC
Molecule: messenger RNA, 8816 nt
Organism: Gopherus evgoodei (Goodes thornscrub tortoise)
Lineage: Eukaryota; Metazoa; Chordata; Testudines; Testudinidae
Gene: SYT2
Product: synaptotagmin 2
Exons: 9
Coding region: 181-1452 (423 amino acids)
Biological process (GO): cellular response to calcium ion; regulation of calcium ion-dependent exocytosis; regulation of dopamine secretion
Cellular component (GO): dense core granule; synaptic vesicle membrane; axon
Molecular function (GO): clathrin binding; calcium ion binding; calcium-dependent phospholipid binding
Source: RefSeq, a predicted model, not a curated record